AGUCUGCUCGCAUUUCCUUCUGCUCAGCACAACAAUACCUUGCACUCCUAGCCUCAAAAUCUCCUUUCUUUCUCAAAAUUCUUUCUCGAAGUAUUGUCCCUCUGACUUUAGAGUAUAACAGUAUGAUCAGUCCAAAGAAGCUCAUCAAAAUGGCAAGGAAGUGGCAGAGGGUAGCUGCCAUUGGAAGGAAAAGGAUCUCAUUGCAAAGCAGCAAAAGGGAUCUGGAUGCUGAGUGCUGCAGUACAUCAUGGAUGGCCGAUAAGGGGCAUUUUGCUGUUUACAGUUCUGAUAGGAGACGCUAUGCGAUCCCCUUGGCAUAUCUUAACACUGAAAUCUUCAGAGAGCUUUUACAAAUGUCUGAGGAGGAGUUUGGGAUACAAACUGAUGGCCCCAUCAUACUGCCAUGUGAUUCAAUUUUUACAGACUACAUAAUCUCAUGCAUCCAACGUGGCGUUGCUAAAGAUUUGGAGAGAGCUUUGGUUAUGUCUAUAGCUUCCAGCAACUGUUCAUCUUCCUCACACUUCCUUCAUGGACAGAAUAAUGAACAACUACUACUAUGUGCCUUCUGAAGCAAUUAGGCUCAAAUUUUGUAAAUCAUCUGCACAAUUUUAAUUUCAUAUAUAUGUCAAGAUAUUUUUCUGAGGAUUUUUACAAGUCCAUUAUUGCUUUAAUGCAUCUA
Molecule: messenger RNA, 679 nt
Organism: Vitis riparia (riverbank grape)
Lineage: Eukaryota; Viridiplantae; Streptophyta; Magnoliopsida; Vitales; Vitaceae
Product: auxin-responsive protein SAUR64-like
Exons: 1
Coding region: 123-569 (148 amino acids)
Biological process (GO): response to auxin
Source: RefSeq, a predicted model, not a curated record